Raphanus sativus (radish) is the source of this 2179-nucleotide messenger RNA. RefSeq lists its product as uncharacterized. Lineage: Eukaryota; Viridiplantae; Streptophyta; Magnoliopsida; Brassicales; Brassicaceae. The coding region runs from base 1151 to 2164 and encodes 337 amino acids. The record is from RefSeq and is a predicted model, not a curated record. The transcript has a single exon. Gene Ontology annotation, molecular function: nucleic acid binding; zinc ion binding.
UAGAAAAAGAAAUAAAAUGUUAUAAACGUGAAAAAUGGAAUGUCAACAAAGGAAGCACCGAUCAUUGAAAAUGAUCGUGUGAAGUAAAUUAUGUGGAGCCCACUGCCACUAUGCACACACAGUAACUUUCUCUUUUUACUUCUAUAUAAACGAUUGUUUCGAUCGAUUGUAAUGCGCACUUUUACACCAUUCUCUUCUUCCUCAUAUAACUUACUCUCUCUCUCGUUAUUAUACUUAUAUCAGUGUUCUUUUAUUUCUGCGGGUAUAAAAUUUCACUCUUAUUUAAAUUUUUCGAUACUAUAAAAUUGUAAGUUAUUUUAUAACACGUUAUCAGCACGAUCACUCUGCAAUUCGGUAAAGUUUAUAUGUAUCAUAUUUACCCUGCUAUAAUGGCCGGUAUACCGCCUAUAUUAUUGUUUAUUAUUUUAUAGUGUUUGUUUUAAUUCACUAUUAUUUAUCUAUAUUAAUGCGGGCGGUAUGUCGCCUCGUUAAUAAACCUUGAUUGUUAAUUACACCAUUAUCAUUUGGCUUGGCUGUGCCGCCGCAAAAUUUAUUCAAUAUUAAAAUAUAAAUUAAUCUAUCACCAUAAUACGAUUAAUAUUUAUUUGUGUAUUAUAUUAAUUUUAUUAUACAAAUGUUUGCUCACCUAUAAAAAAAAAAAAUAUAUAUAUAUAUAUAUAUAGUGAAAUUUACUAAAAUUGAUUGACUGAUUAUUACGAUAUUUUCAAACUGUUUUUCGAUUUAACGAUUCAACCCCAACGGUCACAAAGAAAAAAAUUCAAAAAUUUUACCUUUUUACAACGGCUAUGAACAGUAUUUUUACAUCUAUAAAUACAUUCAUACUUCACUCAUUUUCUUCAUCCAAACAUUUCAUUAUCUCUCAAAUAUUUUCAAAUCGCUCUCCUCCGGUUUUUCAUUCCAAGAAAGAUGAUUCGCGCGUUUUUGAUUUUAGUUGCAAUUCUAAUUUGUGUAUCUAUUUACGGUUUAUUCGUUGGAGAAUUUGCUCCGGGGGAAUUUACGAUGAAUAUCGGUUUACUUUUCUAUACAUUAUUUCUAUUUGUAAUUGCUUGCAUGAUUAAUGUAAACGGUUCAUUUUAAAUAUUAUAAAAUUCUAAUAAAAUUUACUAUUUUGUGUCUUGGAAAUUCAGAAAUGGCAAAUAUUGAAAAACUCCAGUUUCCGGCUUUGGAAAUAACUGGGGCAAAUUACACGGCAUGGAUAACUAAUAUGGAGCUUCAUCUAGACUCAGAGAAAAUACUCGAGACAAUAAAAGAAGGGAAUAAAUCAGCUUCUCACGAAAGAUCUAGGGCCGUAAUAUUUCUGAGAAAACACCUAGAUGAAAAUCUUACGCAUGACUAUGCGAGGGUAAAAGAUCCUCUAGAUCUUUGGAAAGCCCUAAAGGAGAGGUUUGAUAACCAGAAGAAAAUAACUCUUCCCCAUGCACUCGAUGAGUGGGCGAACCUACGAUUUCAAGAUUUUGAAAAGGUGGAAACGUACAAUUCCGCUAUAUUAAGGAUAGCGGCGCAAUUAGAAUAUUGCGGUAAGCCCGUAACGGAAGCAGAAAUGCUUGAGAAGACUUACCAAACGUUCCACAAAAACCAUUAUGUUCUACAAGAACAAUACAGAAACCGUGGAUACACGAGGUUCUCUGAACUCGCUGUAGCGCUCAUGAUAGCGGAGAAAAAUAAUGAACUCCUUAUCAAAAAUCACAAUACCCGACCCACGGGAACCAAAGCAUUUCCUGAGGUGAAUGCGACGGAUGUAAAAAAUCCGGAAAGAGGAAAUUUUUCCUAUCGUGGUCGUGGUCGUGGUCGUGGUCACGGUCGUGGUCGUGGCCAUCGAUUUAAUCGUGGUAAUGAAAGGAGUUACAACCCAAGAGGAAGGGGAUCCAACACAUGGAAUCGAUCCAAUCGUGGAAAAGGGAAUGAAGCCCAAGAAAACCCUACUCGUAAAAACGAGAACGUCUGUUACAGAUGUGGAUCGAAGGGGCAUUGGUCUCAAGUAUGCCGAACUCCUCAGCAUCUAUGUAAGUUGUACCAAGAAACCAUCAAAGGCAAAUCAAAGGAAGUUAAUCUCAAUGAGCACUUCGAGGGUACAACAUCUACAUACCUUGAGUCUUCUGACUUUAUGGACGAUGUCAACGAGGCCACUCAUCAAGAUAAUUAAAAUGCUUAUAGUAAU